AUGGCAGUUACAAAAUUAGAAUUUUCUCAUUCCAAUCCUUCUGUCUUCCUCACCUUUCCCAAUUCUUUCCAAUUUUGCAACGGUUUCGCAUUCUUCUCCUCUCUCUCGUCCUUUCUCUCUCACAAGUACUCUAACCAAACCCUUCCUCGUAAUUCUCGUCCUCUCUCGAUAUUGUUGAUAUGUUCGAGGUUUAGAUCUUUCAGGCGUCAACGUUAUGUCUUCGCUUGGCAGGGAACUGAGUGGGAUGAGGUGGAAAAGUACUUGUCUGGUUUUACUAAGAUUAAAUACAUCCACGCAAUCACAAAUUUCACAGAUUGGAGGAAAUUAGAUGUGGAGUAUGAGAUGGUUGGAGGCAUUGAUUAUAAGCAUGAACAACAUAUAAUGAAGUACCAAAGAGAAAACGGUCUAACAUUAUGGACAAGCUCGAUGCAUAAGGCAUUUACUGCUAUUAAUGCUUCUUAUUUGCAGUCUUCUGUUGUUGCUAAAGCUCCACAUUGGUUGAAUGCUGCUAUUAGCAACUUCAAACAUGAUUUCAUGGAAAGUAGUUCUUCUGGUGGAAAGAUUUCAACAACUUAUGUUCGUAAAAAGUCAUGGAAGAGUUGUACUGCUCAUGCUCACAUCUCGUCGAAUUUGACAUCAAAACCUCAUUUUUGUAGGAAUAGUUAUUUCUUAAAGAUGGGGAGUUUGGUUGGAAAAGAGUACUCAAGUAGCAUUGUUCCAGAAAAAAUCGCACAAAUUUAA
Molecule: messenger RNA, 741 nt
Organism: Vicia faba (fava bean)
Lineage: Eukaryota; Viridiplantae; Streptophyta; Magnoliopsida; Fabales; Fabaceae
Source: the annotation of a GenBank genome assembly